Molecule: messenger RNA, 2674 nt
Organism: Chiloscyllium plagiosum (whitespotted bambooshark)
Lineage: Eukaryota; Metazoa; Chordata; Chondrichthyes; Orectolobiformes; Hemiscylliidae
Source: RefSeq, a predicted model, not a curated record
UGUGGUGUGUGCGUCUCUCUGUGUGCUGCCCAGUUUAACCUCAGUACUAAUCCCUGAGUGUUCCUAAUCUCCUUGCCAGAGUCUUUGUUUCGCCCAGCCAGCUGCCCCUGAGUCGCAGACACGAGCAGGCCAAGCAGCUACUGGAGAGAGCUCGAAUGAAGGCCCGAACCAGCCCUCUCAAAGCUGACCACAGCAUUCUGCCCAUCGAGAGGAGUCCUCGGGACGCCUGGACGGAUGGCAGCUCGUCGCCAAAGAGGGGGCCUCCCUCCAGGGAGCGGCUCUGUCCAAACAGCGACUCCUCCAGUGGUGACUCCCACUGCAGGCCGCGGAAGAAACGGGGCCAGUCGCCGAGCCGGGUGAGGUUUGAGGACGAGUCCACCCAGGAGGCCGAGGUCCGACACCAGCUGCGGAGGAGGGGCGGUGCUGAGCCCUCGGGGCACCUGGCAACUGGGGGCUUGGUGCCCGACCCCAGGUUUCCGGCCUACCAGCUGGCCAGGAAGGAGCGCUCGCCGAAGGCCUGCUCUGGGGAGGCCGGGAAACCUCGCGGCGCGAAUCCCCAGCCGCGGGCCUCGUGGAGGGGCCUGGCUACUCCGCGCGCCAACGGUGAGGUGCCAGGUGGCGGGGCAACCGCGCCUCGCGCCAACACUGCCUUCUGCAUCGACGGCAAGUGCAGCUCUUGCGGCUGCUACAUCAUUUCAGAGCCUGCGGUGUGCGAGCCCCCUUCCUAUGAAUUUCCGGAUGUUAGGGUCAGAGCCCAGGAUGAGGAGGCCUACCAGCUCCAUCAGCUGGAAGUUCCCCGGGAUCCUGCAAGGAGCCUGAGUGCAGGGGCCAGAGAUGCUGUUUGCUCAUUGUCCCCCAGACCCAUACCCUGCAGCGUUCUUACGUCAGGGCCUAGGAUCACAAUCGAACCCAUUAAGGAAACGUACAUUGGUGACGUGACUUCCAUCGAUGACAUUCCUGUGACUGGCAUACCCGCUGGCAGCCCAGGCCAUGCUGAAAGGAAGGAUUGUAAUGACAGGAAGGUCUUGCCAUGCUACUACGCCGUAGUGUCAGGCAGCGACGGAGGAAGAGCGGGCAACGUCGGAGUUCCUGCCCGUGAGGCGGACUUGCCCAGGAGGGGUCUCGGGGAGAACGGUGCCACCUCUGACCUUGGGAGUGCUCCGUCUGACGGUAGAUCAAAGCCCAGCGGGGAAACCGGGGAGAGAGGGGGGGUCAGUGGCCAACGGUGCCGAAGCGUCGAUAGGGCUGACAAACCUGGACGCUGUGCCAUGUCCAAACAGGUAGCCAGGGUUUGUGGGCCAGGGGACAGUCCCAAAGCAGGCCCAAGCUCAGAGCAGUUGCCAGGAAAGCCCUCCCUUUGCAAGCCCCUUCCUCUGCCACUGGUGAGGUCCGGUCGCAGCUCCGACCAGACCCAGGCGGUCUCCAGCUUGCCGUGCCCUCCUCUCUCUCUGCAAGAUGGCACAGGGGGUCCUGGCAACGGGCAGCUCGUGAAGGUCCGAGGUGGACCUCAGGAACCCGGCACGACAGAUCCAGCACUUCCCCCGAACUUUCCGGGUCAGACCCGCGGCCGGCAGCCAUUGCUGAAGAGGCCCAGCAAAGGCAAGUCAGGCCCGUGCCAGCAGGGCAGAGAGGCACUCGUCCGCACAGACAGUCCCGUCGCACACCUCGGCACCUGCCCACCUCUUCAAUCCCGGCUCCUUCCACAGGGUGGUGCGGGAAGACUGCCGGAGUCCCCAGCUCUUCCAGAAGCUUCUUCUCUUCAACCUGGGCGACAAGUGCCUUGGGACCACACUCUGGCCGUGUGCUCCUCAGGGCCUGCAGCUCACCCGCAGCCUGGUUCGGACCCUACCCCGCUGAGGGAGACCCUGAACGCCGGCCCCGGGCAGAGCUCAAUCGACUGGACCCCUGACGUGGGGAGACCCUCCACCGUGACCCAUCAGCCCAUCGAUCCUAAUGGUGGGCUCCCAGCCUCUGAGCACCGGGGGGGCCACCUGGAAGACAGUCGGAUUGGGAAUAGUUGGAGCGUUCCUGGUUCUGAGCGUACGUCCACAUCGGAAGAGGCUGCUAAGAAACGCCAGAACAAACCAGCAGGCAGGGAGCUGACAACAGUGAAGAUAUGGCCCCACGCCAACACUGACAGAUCGGAGGUGCCAACUCCAGUCGGAACAUCAGAUCUGGGUGAGUGCCAGAGGUUGGCACAGCCUCCUGAGACAGGCCCCAUUGCCGCUGAGUCCAGCACCAGGCCAGGCGUCAGCAGAGAGAGUCCUAUCCACCACUCGAACAGCCUGCCUUCAGAGGACAACCAGGUACCAGGAGACCCCAGCAACAGCCCCCGAUGUCUGUGCAUUACCGAGAGCCAGCAGAGACCGCGCUCUGCCCUGAGAGCCUUCCUCUCUUCCAUUGGACACAACACUGUCAGGAAGCUCAGCAAGCUCCGCUCAGCCAGCAUGGAGCAGCUUAGCCCCCGGUCGGCAGACCCUCGGCCUACAGCCCUGAGGAGCGAGGAGGUCAAAGCAAGGCUGAGGAAGAGUCCUUCUCUCCAGUCUCUCCAGCUGGUAUCCCCAUUGGCUUACCUGAGGAAAGCUGUGUCCUUCCAAUCUCUUCACCCUCAGGUGAGAAGAAAUCAUUCCAGUUCCUACCUGGUGGAAGAGGUGCCGCCUGGAUUGGGAAGCAG